This is a messenger RNA of Uranotaenia lowii, 2043 nucleotides long. It is a transcript of the gene Orc2, whose product is annotated as origin recognition complex subunit 2. Gene Ontology annotation, molecular function: DNA replication origin binding. Bases 119 to 1927 code for a protein of 602 amino acids. NCBI's taxonomy places the organism in Eukaryota, Metazoa, Arthropoda, Insecta, Diptera, Culicidae. The record is from RefSeq and is a predicted model, not a curated record. Gene Ontology annotation, cellular component: nucleus; nuclear origin of replication recognition complex. The transcript is spliced from 3 exons. Gene Ontology annotation, biological process: DNA replication.
AACGCGCGCGCGAUUUUGUUUUGAAGGUGAUUGUUUACACUUUCCCAUCGUCGGUUUCAGUUCGUUUUCCGGCAGUUUUUUGGCAAGUUCCGCGUUUUCCGCUUAAAUUUCUACCGAAAUGAGCCACAGAAAGUCAAAUCGUGUUAAAAAAGUGGACCAAGAGGAUCCAUCGGAUUCGGAAGAAAACGUAGUGCCAUCGUCUGAGAACGUCACCAAUCGAAGAAGAUCGACCCGGCAUCGAUCACCGAACAAGCGAUAUGGCAAAGAGUAUGUCCAGAUGCUCAAAUCGCCCCAGUCUCGUAGAAAAGACGAACCCGUUGUCGUAUCGGAUGAAUCUGAAGAUGAUGCGAGUCCGGUGGAUGAACUGGCCAGUCGAAUGAAAACCACUGCUCUUUUUGAGGAACGAGUUGACGUUGAAGGACAACAGGUGUAUGGAUUCAAGACUCCUAAAAAGCGGUACUCGAUGAACGUUCUUGUGGCCAGUGUACAGAAGACACCAACUACGGCGGGAGGAACACCUUCCAAAUCUUCCCGGAAGUCGAUGGCGGCUGCUGGCCCGAUGACGCCUAAACACAGCGCUAAAAGAAACAUGAACUUGGCCAAAACGCCACACCGGGACAGGAGUCGACUGAAGAAGGAUAUUAUCAAAGCUAUUAGAAGCGAAUCUGAUUCUGAUUUCGCUGCAAGUGAGAGCGAUUUUGUCCCUUCAUCAGAAGACGAAGACGACGAAAGUGAAGGAAGUCAGGAGGAGCAGGAUGAGGAUGAGGAUUCUGAGGAAGAAGUUACAGUUCCAGUUGUAAAACGCGCUCCUGUUAGUAGUCAACUUGCAUCGAUUGCUAUUGCUCCUGGACUAAAAUCUUCCAAAAAGGAACUCAAACAGCGAAAAGUUGUAGAUUACAUUCCUCAGAGCGAUGAAUAUUUUGGAAUCCACAGCAGCUCAAAAGUUGUAACAUCCGAUCAUACUCUGGAUAGACUGAAUACACCGCGUCUUCCUCACGACGAACUAUUCCGUUUAUUGAAACAAUUCCACGGUUCAAAAGAACACGAAAAGGCCAUCCAAUCGCUGCAUAUUGACUACGAACAAUACUUUGCCAAAUGGCUCUUCCUGAUGGAUGAAGGCUUUAAUAUCCUCCUAUACGGUUUGGGAUCGAAACGUAAUUUGCUGCAAGCCUUCCACCGAAAAAUAAUUGCAAAUCAUCCGGCUCUCGUCAUCAACGGAUUUUUCCCUUCGCUCACCUUGAAGGACAUUCUGGACUCGAUUGCUGUCGAUAUAUUGGACCUGAAUAUUCACAGCAGCAACCCGAAUGAAGUGGUUGAGCUUAUCGAGCAGGAACUGAGCUACCUUCCAGAUACCCAUUUGUUUCUGGUGAUACACAACAUAGACGGAGUCGCGAUCCGGAACCACAAAGUUCAAACCGUUUUGGCACGAUUAGCCAAAUUGAGCAACAUCCACGUCCUCGGUUCGAUCGAUCACAUCAACACGCCUUUGAUGUGGGAUUCAUCCAAGCUGAGCCUAUACAACUUUUCCUGGUGGGAUGUUACCACCAUGCUACCAUACGCCGUAGAAACAUCGUUUGAGAACUCUCUCCUGGUCCAGAACUCCGGUGCCAUUGCCCUAUCAUCGAUGAAAAAUGUGUUCCAAUCUCUCACCACCAACUCCCGAGGUAUCUUCCUAAUGAUCGCCAAACAUCAGCUCGCCAACCAGGGCAAUCAACAGUACCAGGGAAUGCUGUUCAAGGACCUCUAUUGGAAGUGUCGGGAGGCGUUUUUGGUCAGUACGGAUUUGGCGCUGAGAGCUCAGCUGACCGAAUUCAUCGACCAUAAGCUGGUCAAGGUGAAGCGGACCGCCGACGGGUCCGAGAACCUCACCAUUCCCAUCGAAUCCGCACUGCUCACACAGUUUUUGGAGGAAAACGAUGGUGAUUGAGGCAUGCCUCGGAAAAGUAGGUAAGUACCCAUUCGUCCCUUUUUUUGUGCUUUUAGAAUCUUAAAAUAAUUAAUUUCAAAUAAAAUAAUUUAUUAGUUAUCUGUUCCGUCAUCGAA